AUGGCCUCUAUUCGCGUUCUUUCCUUCGAUGCUGAGGGCCGUCCCGUGCAGUUCACUUCCUGGCUCGAUGACCUGCAGUUGUAUCUUAUGAGCAAUAGCACGGACCACAUCUCCCUCUAUGACUACGCGUCUGGUGCUGCCGCUGCUCCUGCUGCCACAGCCGAGCUUAGUGUACGUUCACAGUGGCAGACUCGUGACGCUGCAGCUCGCCUGGCUAUUCGCAGUCACCUGCCGUUAGCUGAGCUAGAGCACUUUGGCGACUGCAAAACCGCUAAGGCCCUAUAUGACGCUGUCGUUGCUCGCUACUCCUCACCUGCCACAGCCGAGCUUAGCCGUCUCAUGCUGCCUUACCUGUUCCCUGACCUGUCCACCUUUGCUACAGUCGCCGAUCUUAUCACCCACCUUCGCACUAGUGAUGCUCGCCUGCGUGCCGCCCUUCCCACCGAGUUCUGCGCUAAGAACCCCCCUCCCCUGUACUGGACACUCCACUUCAUAGUCACCCGUCUCCCUGACACCCUCAGCUCAGUGCGCGACUAUUUCCUUGCUCGCUGUCCCACUGAGCUCACUGUCGCCCUCCUAGAGGAGAAGCUGCUAGCAGCCGAGAAGAGCAUUGUGGCUGUUGGUGCUGCUCGCGGCGCUCCUCGCACCCCCAUCUUUGAGGGGUGCUCUCCCUCUCCCCUCGCUCCCUCCUAUGCUACUGCUGCUGCUGUUGACUUCCUUGGUGCUGAGUCUGCUGGCGCUGCUUCUGCUCCUGGUGGGAGGCGCCGCACCGGCAAGGGCAAGGGGGGCAAGGGUGGCGGGGGUGGCGCUGGGGGGGGAGGGGGUGGGGGAGGUGGGGGGGGAGGCGGUGCUGGAGGGAGCGGUGGCGGGAGUGCCGGUGGGAGUGGGGCCGGCGGCGGAGGCGGGGGCGGCGGCGGGAGCAGUGGCGGUGGUGGCAGCGGCGGCGGUGGCGGCGGUGGCGGUAGUGGCGGUGGCGGUGGCGGUGGUGGCGGUCGGAGCGGAGGUAGUGGCGGCGGUGGAGGUCGGAGUGGAGGCACCGGCUCGGGCCAGAGCUCCCAGCAGCAGCAGCGUCCCCAGACGACUCAUCAGCUUCGUGAGUGGCUUGCUCAGCGUGGGACGUCGGGGGGCAGUGGCCGCUGUUCCUAUGUCAUUCGCACAGGUGACCGCAAGGGACAGACGUGUGGAAAGUUCCACACUCAGUACCGCUGCUUCUUCCGCCUUGACGACGCUUGGCGUGAGGAGAUGGGCGAGGAUGUUGAGCGCCCUCGCUGGGCUGAGCUGAUGAGGGCUGGUGUUGAUAUCUUUGCUCUUGACUAUGAUGCUAUUAUUGCUGCCAUGUAUGCAUUGACUGUUAGUGCCGAGGGAGACUGUUACUUGUGUGUGCCGCCUGACCCAGGUAUAGAGCCCGCUGCCCUAGGUGCUAGUGAGUCUGCUCUCUCUGGUAUGGUGCCCCCUGUACCUGCUCCCUCCAGUGCUGUCCCGGCUGUUUGCGAGUCUGCUCUCUCAGGUACAGCACCCACAGAGACUGCUCUCUCAGUCCUUGCCCAGUCCACCACUGUGCUCCCUUGUCCGGCGGUUCCGUCUGGCUCGUUGACGGGUUUCCACCUCCCCUCGUUCUCGACGAACCUGCGCGCCGCUCCUCACUCCUCCUCGUUCCCCCCGACAGAGGCUCCUCUGCAGACCCUCCACCUGGACGUGUGGGGCCCAGCCCGCGUUCGUGGUCAGGGCGGUGAGCGGUACUUUUUGCUGGUUGUCGACGACUACUCGCGUUACACCACGGUCUUCCCCUUGCGCACCAAGGGUGAGGUCCCUGCUGUUCUGAUCCCUUGGAUCCGCACGGUUCGUCUCCAGCUCCGCCGCCGUUUCCGGACGGAUCUUCCUGUCCUGCGUCUGCACUCUGACAGAGGUGGUGAGUUUUCCUCCGAUCUCUUGAGGACCUUCUGUCAGGCGGAGGGCAUCGAGCAGACCUUCACGCUUCCGGACUCCCCGCAGCAGAAUGGGGUUGCUGAGCGCCGCAUUGGCCUGGUCAUGGAGGUCGCUCGUACCUCCUUGGUCCACGCGGCGGCUCCCCAUUUUCUGUGGCCGUUUGCUGUCUGGUACGCCGCGCAUCAGCUCAACCUCUGGCCCCGUGUCUCCUUGCCGGAGACCUCGCCCACACUGCGUUGGACGGGGGAGGUUGGCGAUGCGUCGCGCUUCCGGGUGUGGGGUGCUCGUGCCCUUGUCCGCGAUACUUUUACCACCCCACCUCGCGCCGGGUCUUCGCCUCUCAGGAUGUCACCUUUGACGAGUCGGUCCCUUUUUACCGUCUCUUCCCCUACCGCACUGCCCCCCUCCCUCCCCCACCGCUUUUCCUUGCUCCUGGCCCCCCUCCGGUAG
Molecule: messenger RNA, 2376 nt
Organism: Closterium sp. Yama58-4
Lineage: Eukaryota; Viridiplantae; Streptophyta; Zygnematophyceae; Desmidiales; Closteriaceae
Source: the annotation of a GenBank genome assembly